CACGGCCGCUUGGCAACUUUAUAAACAGUCGUUCAGUCGGUUGGUAACUGUUGCAUACAUCGCUUCGGUCGCUCUAAACUCUCACAGUCCGGACGGUUCGUCGUUUUCGUUCGGCUUCAUCGAGGCAUUCGUCAGAUACGUUCGGGUCAGACGCACAGAUACAGAUACAAGCCACAGCACACACAGAUACGUUCGUAGCGAGCCGGCCCUCUAAGCGCUUUGCCGAAGUCAUUUCCCUCACAACGUCAUCGCGGCGGUUGCGUGUAGCAGUGUGCGUGUACUAGUGGUUAUCACUGUACCAUAGUCUCGAAUUAGUUGCCAGCACACCUUCAGAUUGCAAAGAUCCCAAGUACGACUACUGUGGCGAUCUGAGAUAAGCUCUGGAAUUACGAGUAACGAGAACCGAUAAUAACUAACGCAGUGCAAUUUUGCUGGGAGUUCAAUAAACCACAGUGCGCGCUAAAAUUCACACACCCACAAGCCACAACAACAACACCAAAAACACACAACCACACAACUCACACCAAUCUCGAAACACACCCGUUGGCGACAUAAAAAAUAAACCAGAGCCUCAACGGCCAUAAAGUGCUGCAGAGAAGUACUCGCCCCCACCCGCCGCCAGUUUAUUUUAUGCAUGAAAAGCUAAAGCAAGUGCAACCACAACAAAAAAGCUAGCUCCUCGACUAAGCCCUUUGCCAAAUAACGCGGGAGUGACAAAAUAAAGCAAUAACCCAGCUAAAAAAACUUGGGAUUACAGGAACACACAUAAGGAAGCCAAAGGAAGUCGAACACCAUGUCACGGAUCGUUUUUAUAUUUCUCGCAGCCAUCUUAGCAGAUGCGCUCACCUGGGCCCAGGUGAAUGUGGAACCCAACACAGCGCUCCUCAACGAGGGCGAUCGCACCGAGCUGCUCUGCAGAUACGGCCGGGCCAUCAACUACUGCCGCAUCGAGAUCCCCGGCGAGCAGCGCGUCCUCAACCUCUCCCCGGAGUGGAGCAAGACGCCCGGGUUCACCUACUACGGCGCCGGCCUGAACGCCGGACAGUGCGGCGUGAGCAUCGAGCGGGUCAAGGCCAGCAACAACGGCCAGGUCAAGUGCAGCCUGGGCGUCGAGGGCGAGGAGCUGUCCGGCACCAUUGACUUGGUGGUGGCAUUGCGUCCCCAGCAACCAAUCAUCGAACUAAUGACCAAACCCAACCGCGAUGGUUUCUUCAACGAGGGCACUGCCUUCCAGGCCCGUUGCAGCGUCCGUGAUGGCCGCCCACCGGCAAACAUCUCCUGGUACAUCGACAACAUGCCCGCCAACAAGCGCACCAGCCAGCUGGAGAUCCUCACCAACACCGUCAAUAACGUGGAGCUGUCCACCUCCGUCCAGGAGAUCCAGUGGGCCCUCUCCUCCGAGGACAGCAACCGGAAGCUGGUCUGCCGCUCGCACCACCAAACCGACCGGGAGAGUGUCCCGCCCCAGGAGGCCGCCUACAUCAUCAAUGUGCGAUAUGCCCCUGUCCACCAGUAUGAAGACGCCUCGGUCUACGGCCUGUAUCUGGACCACACUGCCAUCGUGAACAUUACCAUCCGGGCCAGCCCACAGCCCAAGAUCGAGUGGACCAUCGAUGGAGCCAUCAUCGGACAGGGUCGCAGCGACGGACGGUACUCGGCCUACGAGCCACAAUACCUCGGCAACGACGAGUACAACGUGACCCUGGCCAUUGCCGGACUGACGCUGGAGGACACCACCAAGACCUACACCCUGAGGGCCUCCAACGAGCUGGGCUUCAACGACUAUAAGGUGCGCAUCAGCUCGUCGAGCAAGCCGCCGAGCAGCAACCUGGAUGUUGCCGCUAUUGUUGGCAUUGUUGUGGCAGUUGCCGUUUUGGUCCUGGUCGUCCUGCUGAUUCUGUUUGCUCGCGCCACCGGCCGGUGGUGUUUCGGCGGAAAAUCCAUCAAGACGCCCACAAACGAAACCAGCGACACCGAAAGCGCCGACAUAAAAGCCACCUCAACUGCAACAGCCACAACGGCCACCACCACGACCAUGGGAGCCGGAGGCGUGGCAGCCGGGGAGGCGGAGGACAUGACCAACACCGGGGAGCAGGACCAGCAGCAGCAGCAGCAACACGAACAGCCGCAGAAGAAGGCCAAGAGACUGCCGGCUUUCGCCGCUGCGAUUCUGAAGCGCUUCAACGAGAAGGAUACAAAGAAAAACAAGGAUAAGGAUAACCAGGAGACCUCCAAUAUUGUAGAGGGAGCCGAGCAGGAUAAUGCUAUCGAUGGGAAUGACAAUGAACCAAAGCAAGACAAACAACUCGUCUAUGCUGAACUUGUACUAAAGCCCGCCAAUGAAACAACAGCAGCAUCUGCGGCGCUUGCAACAUCUCCAGCCGCCGGGGCAGACACCGCAGCAACAUCUCCGCAAGGACUUGCCAAGGCGACGGAGUACGCCGAAAUAGUCUAUGUGCAGAAGGGGGGCGACAACAAAAAAUAAUCCGGCCCCACAAAAUCAAACCGUGUGAGGCUGUCAGCAACAAAAUAAAAAAUUUAAGCACAAGAGGAAGGAGCAGCAGUUACAGAAACAGCAACAUAAACAACAACCCAAUGCAACAUAAACAUACACUUUAUAUGGAUAUUAAGAACGUGAAAAAAAAACAGAAAACAAAUAAAAAAUUUGUCUUAAGUGGUUUUUCAAAAACUUCUUGAAUGUGUGUACUAAAAUCUAAUGAAAUGUGAACCUAAAACGUAAAAGCAAACUUAAAUCUCAGCACAGAAAUCUUGACACAAGACACUCUCCUGCAAUAUGUCACCCAAUUCCCCCUCCCAGCCCACACAUUAAAUCAAAUUUACAAAAAAAAAACAAAAUAAUAAUAAUAAUAAUAAGAAGUAAAAACCUUAAAAAAGCUAAAUAAAUAUUUGCAAAAACAAACUAUAUAUAAAUUAAAUUUACAUACACAUAGGCAUGAGAAGGAAAGCAUUUGAAAUCUCAAUUAUUUACAUAAAUGUCUCGCAAUUAAGCUAAAUGUACAUUUAAGACAAGAAGCAAGCAAAAAUAUGCAAAAUUAAUUAGACGAUCCCUAAAUUAUUUCUACGCAAGCAUUUUGGACCGAAUAGAUUCGAAUAGAUUCGAAUACUCGAAAUUAACGACCGUUGCAACUUAGGCUGCCAGAGCAAAGCAUUUAAUCUAGAAAUGGAAAAUAAACAGAUCUAAGCCGCGAAAAAAUUCACCGAAAACGUGUACCAACCGAAAGUAUUUUAUCAUAAUUUAUUUUGUAUUUCUUGUCUCCUUAAUAUGUCCAUCCAUUUUUCAUAAACUGGCAAUUAAUGUUAUGAGUUUACACGAUUAUCUAUUAACGGAUAACUCUAUUAGUUAAGUGCAUAAAAUGAUGAUUUUUUGUAUUACGUAAGAUAUAAUUUGUAUAAAGUUAAGCAGAGGAUGAAACUUUUUUGAAUAAAAUUCUUUACCAUAUGA
Messenger RNA from Drosophila ananassae, 3463 nucleotides. It is a transcript of the gene Fas3, whose product is annotated as fasciclin-3. The record is from RefSeq and is a predicted model, not a curated record. NCBI's taxonomy places the organism in Eukaryota, Metazoa, Arthropoda, Insecta, Diptera, Drosophilidae. The coding region runs from base 794 to 2485 and encodes 563 amino acids. The transcript is spliced from 7 exons. Gene Ontology annotation, biological process: homophilic cell-cell adhesion; heterophilic cell-cell adhesion. Gene Ontology annotation, cellular component: adherens junction.